This is a messenger RNA of Emericellopsis atlantica, 1026 nucleotides long. RefSeq lists its product as uncharacterized. NCBI's taxonomy places the organism in Eukaryota, Fungi, Ascomycota, Sordariomycetes, Hypocreales, Bionectriaceae. The coding region runs from base 108 to 845 and encodes 245 amino acids. The record is from RefSeq and is a predicted model, not a curated record. Gene Ontology annotation, cellular component: cytoplasm. The transcript is spliced from 2 exons.
CAUGAUACGACUCAACCAACGGCCACGCGCGAAGAUGCUCCUGAUUGGUCGAUCGGAUACCUGGAGUACAUUGCGAUUUGGAAAACGCUGUUCCAAGCAUUUCAACCAUGCCUCCUACACAGCUUAUCAUCGUCUGUUGCCAUGGGCUGUAUGUCGGCGGCCCUGCGCCCCCCUAUGAUGAGAAAUCAUGGCUUAUUGCGCCAUUCCAAUCAGGGGAAGAGCCGACGUUCGUUGAACAUAUUCGCGCAGGCGUACAACGCGUUGCUGAUAAUGUGGAUAAGUCAGUGUUGAUGUUCUCAGGGGGUCCUACACGCAAAGAAACCGAACUCUCGGAAGCCCGUACCUAUCUGCGUGCUGCCCAGGCUCAUUCAUUCUGGGGUCAAUCAGUCCCGACUUCGAGCAUCCUACUCGAAGAGCGCGCACUCGACUCCUACCACAACAUCCUUUUUAGCUUGACGUUGUUCUACUCCUCAUUCACCGCCUGGCCUUCCCGAGUCACCAUAAUCAGCCACGAUUUCAAGCGCCCCAGGCUAUUGGACAGUCACUGUCGAGCGAUCGGUUACCCCUUGGAACAGGUUGAAUUUAUUGGAAUCGACCCUCAAAGCAUGCGGGACAGAAACAACAAAGCAGCGUGGCAGGGUGUAGCUACUGCGAUGAGGGAUUGGGAGGCCGAUCCGCAUGGUCGAGGUAGCAAACUGACUGGCAAAAGGAGCGGCAGGAAUCCGUUCAAUGUGUGGCAAGGAAUCUUCGUUGAAGAAUUCCAAGGGAGGAAAGCCAGUGGCCUCGUGACUAUCGGUCAUGGCAAAGACGAAAUCCUUGAUACAGAAGCGUCGAGGCCGUGGUAGGUAGUGUCUUCGAAUAAUAUCUAUAGACGUGAGUUUUGCUGGGCUCCAUCUGCGACUGCUUGUACCAGAAAAGCGACUGCAUCUUGUACCAUAUCCGCACUGAAGGCGUGACCGACGCCCUCAUACACCCUGUCAUCGACGUCAAUCUCAAGUUCUUUGAGUAUCUGCACCAUCCGUUUGC